AUGAGCAUGUCUGUAGAUGACCUCGUAGCCUCACUCAAUGCAAAUCACAUUGGUCAAGAGGCUAUUGACCUUGCAGCUCUUCAGGCGCAGCUCGCGCAAACGCUAUUCGCGCAUCAAAUUUCACCCUCUUGUGCGUAUGACCCUGCACACGUGCAACACUGCACCACCCCUACGACGCGCACCCCUUCUUCAUCUAUCUCGUGGCCUGCCGGCUAUAUGCCCAUAGAACUCACUCAGAAGAAGCGCAGCAACAGUAUCGUCUGUCCGCGCUCCCGUCGACCGAGCGUCGACGAGGGAUGGUAUGACCCGGACGAGUUGGAUGAGGAACGCAUGGUUGAGGACAUGAUAGCGCCGUCCACCCCUCAGUCCCCAAAAACCUUCAUCUGGGGUUACACAGGCUUGAAAGCUGCACCAACCCCCGCGCCUACGCCUAUCACGAUGGUCGGCACGCCGGUUGAAUCGCAAACUCUAUUUACCACCACAGAUCCAUUUUAUCUACAAGUCUCUCAAGCAAAUGCGACUCCACAACCUCCUUCAUCCUUUUUCACUAAUGCGGGCCACCCAUCUAAUCACUCGCCCUUUGUGAGGAGCAAUUGGGAGAGUGCCCCUACCCAAUCCGCUGCUUGGGAUCGCUGA
Messenger RNA from Suillus clintonianus, 636 nucleotides. RefSeq lists its product as uncharacterized. The transcript is spliced from 3 exons. The record is from RefSeq and is a predicted model, not a curated record. The coding region runs from base 1 to 636 and encodes 211 amino acids. Lineage: Eukaryota; Fungi; Basidiomycota; Agaricomycetes; Boletales; Suillaceae.